UUUUCUAAAUUCUGCGGAAGCUAAUUACAAACUCAAUUAUACACUAACCUCUGAUGAAAUUUUGGCAUGUGAUUAUACGCGUUUUGAGAGCCACUUAGAGGCUCUUAAAACUGGUAAUGUUUGGCUUAAGGAACAUAUUGAAACACUGCAAACAAAAAGCCAAAGUUUAGAGAAAAAAGUUGAGAAGAUUCCGAAAAGCCUGCAGAGCAUAGAAAAUAAAUUAAUGACGGAAAUCAAAAAAAUCCAACCUUAUCCCAAUAGUUGUGCUGAUUUUAAUGGAUAUUAUUGUGCGAAUAAUAAAUGCCGCAUACAUAAUCGUCUUUAUGGGUCAAAUCCAUUUUUAGUCUCAUGUGAUGAUCUCAACGAAGGCGGUGGUUGGAUUAUCAUGCAAAGGCGUAUUAACGGUUCCGUAGAUUUCUAUCGCAAUUGGUCUGAUUAUAAAAAUGGUUUCGGUAACAUUGAUGGAGAAUUUUUUAUAGGACUAGAUAAAUUGCAUGCUCUCACUACUACACUACAACCCAUGGAAUUAUUCAUACUACUAGAAGAUUUUAACAAUAUUGUUAAUUAUGCCAAAUAUGAUGAAUUUUUAAUUGGUAACGAAAUGGAAAACUACAAAUUGCUUAAAGUUGGCAAAUAUUCUGGCAAUGCUGGAGAUUCAUUUAGUCAACAUCAGGGAUUUAAUUUUUCCACAAAAGAUCGGGACAAUGAUUUGGAUACACAUAAUUGUGCUAUAGCAUUUAAAGGCGCGUGGUGGUAUAGAAGUUGUUUAUGGAGCAAUUUGAAUGGAAAAUAUAGCAAUAUUCCCAAGCCAGAUAAAGAAGGCGAAGGCGUUUGUUGGGGAGAAUUCCACGGUUAUGAUUAUUCUUUGAAACAUGUUCAAAUGAUGAUUAGACCUAAGAGAAUGUAAAUGCAAAGAAGAAAAAUUAAAAUUUUCACGAAUCACUAAAAAUAUAUAUUACUAGCUAAAUGUACCCGGCGUUGCUCGGGUUUUCUUCGAUUCUU
Lucilia cuprina (Australian sheep blowfly) is the source of this 1002-nucleotide messenger RNA. Its product is annotated as ryncolin-4-like. The coding region runs from base 224 to 907 and encodes 227 amino acids. Lineage: Eukaryota; Metazoa; Arthropoda; Insecta; Diptera; Calliphoridae. The record is from RefSeq and is a predicted model, not a curated record. The transcript is spliced from 4 exons.